UGCACAGUUUACCCACGGAGCACCAUAUAUCUGCGCGGCUUGCGUCCGACGCUGUAGCAAUGCUGCUCCGGGCGCAGUCCGCGUCCAUACGUCAUCCCGGCUCACGAGAGCUCUCAGCACCGCGACCCGCGACCUCCGUACCUCGAUAAACGCAACCCCGCCCAGUCCGCCCAUCUUGCAUCCGUUUCGCAAUGCGCAUACCGUAGCUUCCCCGAAAAAGCCCCUUCGGAUUGCCAUCAUCGGCUCCGGACCUGCCGGUUUCUAUACGGCGCAUCGGUUGAUGCACAAGGUUCAAGAUGCUCGGGUGGACAUGUAUGAGCAGCUCCCCGUACCCUAUGGGCUCGUCCGCUUUGGGGUCGCACCCGAUCAUCCUGAAGUCAAGAACUGCCAGGAUACAUUCGAGGAGGUAGCCGCAUCACCGCGAUUCAAUUACAUCGGCAACGUCAGGGUUGGGUAUGAUAUUGGGCUGGCGAAGAUGAAGCCUCACUAUGACGCGAUCCUGUUCUCGUAUGGAGCGUCCGAGGAUAGGAAGUUGGGGAUACCGGGUGAAGAUCUGCCGGGUGUCCUCUCGGCGAGAGAAUUCGUAGGCUGGUAUAAUGGGCUGCCCCAGUUCCAGAGCCUGGCGCCGGGUUUAGACGCUGGGGAGCAGGCUGUCAUUAUAGGGCAGGGAAAUGUGGCAUUGGACGUUGCGCGGAUACUUUUGACACCCGUGGAUGUCCUGCGCAAAACGGACAUCACGGAACAGGCUUUACAAGUUUUGUCUGGUAGUAGGGUGAAGUCCGUCAAGGUAGUAGGACGGCGCGGUCCGUUGCAGGCUGCAUUUACUGUUAAGGAAGCUCGCGAGCUGAUGCAUAUCCCUGGCGUGACGUUCGAGCCAAUCGACCAGUCAUUAUACCCACCAGAUAUCAAGAAGCUCCCUAGAGUGCAACGGCGCAUAGCAGAAGUCCUGCUGAAAGGUACUCAGGCUUCCCCACAAGAGUCGUGCAAAUCCUGGUCCUUGUCUUUCCUCAAGGCACCAAAGUCCAUAGACGCGAGCGAAGGCUCCGGCCAUCUCACCUCUGUCACAUUCACCAACCAAGCCUUCUCUCCAGGGACGGAUCCUUUCUCCAAGUCUGCUUCAGUGACUCCCACAGAGGAGACAUCCGCCUAUCCCGCAUCGCUAGCAUUCCGAUCCGUCGGAUACAAAUCGGCCGCAUUGCCCGGAUUUUCUGAUAUCGGCGUCCCGUUCGACCCCAAACUCGGCAUCAUCCCGAACGACCCAUACGGACGCGUCAUUGCUCCCUCCGAAGGCCCAGGAGCCUUAACUGCCGGCCAUGUACCAGGUCUUUAUUGCGCCGGCUGGGUCAAACGCGGUCCAACUGGUGUGAUUGCAAGCACAAUGCAAGACGCGUUUGCCUCCGCCGAUGUCAUUGCCCAGGACUGGGAAUCCGAUGUGCCGUUUCUGAACACUGAUAAAGGCGAGAAGCAGAGUACCGGUUUAGGUUGGGACGGGAUCAAGGAAGAGGUUAUUGGGAACGGUGUGCGACCGGUCAGCUGGGAGGACUGGAAGAGGCUCGAUCAAGCAGAACGCUCGCGAGGAAAAGAGCUCAGCAAAGAAAGAGAAAAGUUCAAAACCGUGGAGGACAUGCUCGCUACUCUCGAUAGGUGAUUCUGGAUAUUAGAUUUUGGCCGGCAUAAAAGCUUCGGUGUCUAGACGUCGCGGUGCCGGUUUCCCACCUCAAAUGUCCAGGAAGUUAGGACCGUCAACAAAACGUGCUCAUGCAAACAUUUCUGGUCUCCAAGAUUUCGCCUUCCCGCAUAAAUCUUCUCUGCACAUCUCUUUCGCGAGUCAACAUCAGCCCAAUGCUACUUGCUGUCGACGGUGACGUCAGUUGCGCCGUUUGAACCGCUCUGGAACGCAAACAACUCGACGUUGACGAUGGUAGGUCACGUCGUCCCCUGAAACGUGCCUACAGCUGACCCAGUCAGGCUGCCUACCCCGCCCUCCAGCGCCUGCGCGAGAGCCUCGAUCAUAAAC
Trematosphaeria pertusa is the source of this 2017-nucleotide messenger RNA. Its product is annotated as FAD/NAD(P)-binding domain-containing protein. Gene Ontology annotation, biological process: ubiquinone biosynthetic process. The transcript is spliced from 2 exons. The coding region runs from base 281 to 1648 and encodes 455 amino acids. Lineage: Eukaryota; Fungi; Ascomycota; Dothideomycetes; Pleosporales; Trematosphaeriaceae. Gene Ontology annotation, cellular component: mitochondrion. The record is from RefSeq and is a predicted model, not a curated record.